Macadamia integrifolia is the source of this 1026-nucleotide messenger RNA. Its product is annotated as prefoldin subunit 6. The record is from RefSeq and is a predicted model, not a curated record. Bases 291 to 689 code for a protein of 132 amino acids. Gene Ontology annotation, molecular function: protein-folding chaperone binding. The transcript is spliced from 7 exons. Gene Ontology annotation, cellular component: cytoplasm; prefoldin complex. NCBI's taxonomy places the organism in Eukaryota, Viridiplantae, Streptophyta, Magnoliopsida, Proteales, Proteaceae. Gene Ontology annotation, biological process: chaperone-mediated protein complex assembly; protein folding.
GAUCUUUAUUCUAACCCCUUCAUCUUUGAACUUCAGCCUUCAAUACCGAGAGGACAGAGAACGAACCGAGCCCUAGGGAGCUGCAAGUGUUCAAAGCCACUGGCCGCACUCGCCCCUUCUCUUCUGAAGCCAUUCAGGCCUUGCAGCACCAUCGCCGGAGGAGAUCCUUAGUCCUCAUGAACUCCGCCCGACUCCUUAGUUCUCAUGAAAUUGACAGUUGUUCCUAGCAGACCCACCGACGUCUUUCCCAAGAGUUGUAGGAGACCUUCAUCUUUCCUCUGGUGAGAGAAAUGGCGUCUUCAUCUUCUUCUGCUCUUCGAGAACUACAGCACGAGCUGGAGAUGAAAGCCAACGAUCUCAAUAAGCUCCAAAAAGAUAUUGCGAAGAACCACCAAGUGAGAAAGAAGUACACUAUCCAGCUCGGUGAAAACGAACUUGUUCUCAAAGAGUUGGAUCUGUUGAAUGAGAAUGCUAAUGUGUUCAAGUUGAUGGGUCCGGUCUUGGUGAAGCAAGACUUGGCAGAAGCAAAUGCAAAUGUCCGCAAGCGCAUUGACUAUAUCUCCGCUGAAUUGAAACGGCUUGAUGGUAAUCUUCAAGAUCUGGAAGAGAAACAGAAUAGCAAGAAGGAUGCAAUGUUAAAACUACAACAGAGAAUUCAAGCUCUACAAGCUGGAAAAGCAAAGGCAUAAUUUUAUUUUGCGGUUAUGGGCUUUUAUUUGGCAGUGUGUGUGUGUGUGCUCUGUGAGUGAUUUGGCAUUGGAAUCUCGGAUAACUAUCUUAUAACAUGGGGGCGGUUCUUGAUCACUUUUUGUUUCCUACAUGUAUUUGACAGUACUCUUAGACGUGGGCUUGUACAUCCCACUGUAAUACUUGAAUGACUGAUUACAUUCUCCAUUUUGUUGAGAUAGAAUAGCAUAAAUGUACAGUUGUACGCAGAAUAUGAGAAGCCAAAACGGUUUCUUCAUUUCAUCCUCAGAAUUAUAAUCAGAAGCCACUGCCAGUAGCUGCCAGUGUUGUUCUCUCUUA